GAAUGAUACGAGGGGUCAGUUGACAAUAAACCGACUGGGCAUUCAAAAUAUCACGACCAACAAAUGGCUUUUGACUAAUGUACAGGAAUCAAGUAUAUACUGAUAGCUAGGCAAGUGGCUUUUCCUGCCUAAAUACACCACAGAAUUUUUCAUAAUCCAAGUUGAAGGCAAUUUUAUCUACGAGUACAGCACCACGGUGACAGCAGCAAAGUUUCCCUGCUAGCAGAGAACAGCAAAGUGAACACGCACUUUUUUUGAAAUCUGGUUUGUUUUCCUUCGUCUGCUUUACUGAAAUCUUUAAAAUAAUGGUUUUAUUCAGACCUCAUAGACUGGUUUUAUCAUCAGCACAUCAAGAGGAAGGCUCCACUUAGUGACUUUACGGUGUUUGAGGUCGAAGUUUUUGCUCAAAAUUAUGAGGGCGAGCUUCACCAGAAGAAGCCAUGCAGUCCGUUGGAGUCAGAUCUGUUGAUUUGAGUCGUGGUCCUGGAGGAUUCGGCUUUACGCUUUCCAGCCAAGGACCAUGUGUACUUAGCUGUAUUCUGGCUAGCAGUCCAGCUCACAAGGCAGGUUUAAGACCAGGUGAUCAGAUUUUAUUUGUUAAUGGCAGUUCGGUGGAGAAAUCCCCGCACGAACAAGUCGUCAAGUUGAUAGCUCGCUCACCGAAUGGUGUAGUGAACCUUGGGGUAAGAAACUGCACUGAUUCUGUUAGCAAACUACCUAUGCCUUCACCAGAAGGCCAUGAAACAUCAGAAGAAGAAAUAGAAAACGAUAAUAUUCUCAACCGAGUGGAUAAAGUUGUUGAGGAACUCAAAUCAGGGAGUCUUUCAAUCAACACACCGUCUUCUUUGCGGCGCGGUGGAUUUGCUAACGUUAGUGAUCAGAUUAUCAAUGAAGACGAAAUAGUUAGCGAUGAAGAGCUUAAGGCAUCAUUCUCAGAAACCCUACGGUCAGAGAGCUCAUCAGAUAGCGUGUUUUUGGAACAAAGUAAUGUUGAUAAUAGACGGUCAAGUGAAGGAGAUGGAUUGCCGGGCCGCGCAGGAACACAAACAUUGAAUCGCCUUUCGUAUCCUGCGCUCACCCCAGCAACACCAAACCAAAGUGAGCAGUCCGAAAUGCCUAACAUUGAGCCGGAUCUUAGGGCAGUGGUUGGUUAUUUAGGCUCCAUUGAAUUACCGGCAAGUUCUUGUUUACAGACGGCUAGUUUAAAUGCUAUUCGGAGCUGUGUGCGGAGAUUACGCGCACAGAAAAAGGUACAUGUGAUGUUCAUGUUGGAAGUGUCGGUGCUGGGGAUUCAGCUUAUUGAUGGCAAUGGAAAAAACAUUGUAACGUAUCCUGUUAAGUCUCUUGCUUUCACUGGGGUUUGUUCUGACGAUGAAAGGGUAUUUGGUAUUGUUACAAGAAAAUCGAGUGAAGGAAAUCGUCCAAACAGCUGGCACAGCACUAAUGACAAAAUGGACAUGGCAAAUACUGUCAAUUGUUCCUGUCAUGUAUUCUCUGUAGAUCCAGAGAUAGCUCCUCACGCAGACCAUGUUCUAAUUGCUCAAAAAUUUCAUAUAAAUUGCACACCCUCCAAUGAGGAUGGUGAGUGUGAGAAGUUUUUAUCAUCGUCAUCAUCCAUAUUGCAGUCAAUCAAUGGGCUUUUCAAAGAAAAAAAUGAUUCUCAAUCUACAGAUGGAAUGGGUACUUUAUUGCAAUCUCAUUCUUCUAGUCAAUCUGAAAGAUCAGACUCUGAGGCAUUGCAGCAAGAGAGGGGGUACCAAGAUACUAUUCUAAACACCCACUCAGGUCAAUUGGACAAUAAUGUGCAACUAGCAAGAAAUGAGUCAGUCAUUAAUGAAUGUGUCAUGGAAACUCCAAAUCACAGAAUACGGGUUAGAGUAACAGAUGGUGGAGAGGCUUCGAGUGAGAAAUCAGGUGAUAAACAAGAACCAUUUAGGCACAGGGUGGCCCCGAUCCAAAAAAACAUUCCAGUUACACAGAAAAAAGGAAAGGAAAAAUACAUUAUAAAUGAAAACCAAAAUUUAAAGAUGCACAAUAUCAGUGAAAGAGAUUGGGAUGGAGAUGUUUUUGCUGAUGAUAACAGGAGCCAUAAAUCAGAUGUCCAGGAUAAUACAUCUUCUUCAGCUGAAGCAUCUCCAGAUUCCCACAUGUCAACCAACUCGAGAGAAAAUGAGAAUGGACAUGACGGCAUUGUUAAAAUGUGUAAUUCUAAAUUUUAUGUUAAUCACAUGACAAGACUGAGCCAUUCUGCUGAGAAUCUGGCACAUUCAGAGUAUGUUCCUUCCAGUCCAUCUAAUCUCAAUGUCAGUGCAAGUGUUUGUUCCAGUACCCAGAGUAUCCACAGCCUUAGUAGCAUGCCUGGUGAUACUUCUGGCAUUGAUGGACGUGUGGCUUGCUGGGCUCUUGGUUUUGACAAACUUAUGGAAGAUCCUGUUGGUCUAAAGUGCUUUGAGGAAUUCCUGAAGAAAGAGUUUAGUGAGGAAAACAUUGUAUUUUGGAUGGCAUGUGAAGACUUCAGGAACAUCACCAAUGAGAAGGAGCAAAAAAGCACGGCAAUCAGCAUAUUUGAUGCUCAUUUGAGUUCUAAUGCAACAAUGCCUGUAAAUAUUGAUAGUUCUGCUGUUAAACUUGCUGAGGAGCAUUUAGCCAACCCUACCAAUGAUAUGUACAGACUGCAACAACAACAGGUAUAUACCCUGAUGAAGUUUGACAGCUAUCCAAGAUUCCUCAAAUCAGACUUGUACAGAAAAUGUUUAGUAUCAGAAAUGGAGGGAUCACCACUACCUUUCGAUGAUGGGAAACCUGAUAAAGGAAAACUUCUUAAAAAGGCCAACUGUCUGUACUUGUCGUCAGAAGAAUCAGAAUGUUCGAGUAUUAGCAGUCGAGGCAGCUACACUUUUGAGACCAAGUAUUUUAUCCAAAUUCAGCGUUCAACACGUGGUUGGGGAAGACGAAGCUCCAAGAAAAGUACAAGCUCGUACGACGAGAACAGAACGCCAGGAGAAAAGAAGAAGUCCUUCUUACCCUGGAAAGGCAAACAAGCUAAGAAAGGAGCCAAUCGCCCAUUCGACAGCCAACCCAGCAGCGCUCGAAGUUCUUUAUCAUCGUUAUCAGAUUCAUUUCCAAGCAUGAGCUAUUCCACCGAGUCCCUGGAAGGUCGGCGAGAGAGUGAGGUGUUCCAGUUUUGUCGUAUCGUGUUACCAGAUCACUCGUCUACCAUCGUCACAGGCAAACAAGGACAAACGCUGCGUCAAACCCUAAUGCAGCUGUGUGAACGAAGACACAUGUCUUUCGUUAGUACAGACGUGUUUAUUGGUGGAGCAGACAAGCCGGCAUUGCUCAAAGAAGUGGAUGUAGACAUACAAUCCAUGGCGGGCAAAGAAGUCAUACUGGAACAUAGAUCUUUAUUCAGACUUGAGAUGUCACCAGGCAAUUUUCUGAUAGUCAAAUCAAAGCCAGAUGAAUCUUUGCGCAUGUGCCUGGAACCCAUCCUGAAUCGAAAUGGUUUGAACUAUUCUAGUGUUUCUGUUCACUUGGUGGAUUGUGAAGUACCCUUGGACAGCGGUGUACCUAUAGCAUCUAUAGAACAUCAGUGGGUUGUAGUAGACAAAAUAGAUCCCUUAUCAGGUAACAACAAUGGCCCACCUAAAAUUAACAUCAAACCUCCAGUUGGAUUCAGUUCGCCUCGUCGCGGCAGCAGGCGAGGCAGCAGCUGGGAUGAUACCAUAUUUGAUGAUAUCAUGCGAGGCAAAAAACAGUCGCUAGGUGACGGUUACUUUGACGACGCAAAUGUAUGGGUUCCCGGAUUGAAGCCUUUUCGAAGCCAUGAGUCUUUGAACGACGAUAGUUUUGGUAGAARCUUUCUACGAGGACCUGGUUUGUUCAGCAGAAAACGAAAAGAAUCUAACGAUAAGGAGAGAUCUUCGGUUAAAGCAGGAAAACCUACCUCCAAGAGUAAUACAGAAGUUACAGAGUUGUUAGAUCUUCUAAGUCGAGCGCAAGGCAAGAGAAUGGACGACCAACGUGGAGCACUAGGAAAAGAAAACUUUGAAUUACCAGACUUCUUGAGGAUUCCUGUAAUAAAUCGAGAGAUAAAUCAAGAUAUAAUAGACGAAAAUGACUCCUCAGCUCCCCCUCCCCCUCCCCCACNUCAUCAUCAUCAUCCAUCGCCACCCCCACCCCCACCACCACCGCCGCCACCACCGCCUGUCAUGGAAGUGCGCUCACAUCAAAAGACAGAAAGCUUGAAAUUAAGAAAAGAAGAAAGACCUGUGAUUAGAAAAACAUUAUCGACUCCAGCAGGCAUGCAGGGGCAAGUAGACUUAAUGGAAGAACUAGCAGAAAAACUACGAAGACGAUCCAUGUCUGAAGCUGCUUCCAUCCCGGAAAACCAUCAGGCUGAGAAUGAUGAAGAAGGCAGCCCUACUAGGAGUCAAUCUUACUCUCCUUGGGAACGACAAGAACAUCAUAGGAGAAUUAACGUAGUUCGACCAAGAGCUGUUACUGAUGGUGCUGUUUUCAAGGUAGAGGCCGUCACGCCAGUACGUCUAGAUGGUACUACCUCUCUUAGUCACGUAAGACAACAGAAACUUCGCGUGACACAUUCUGAGAGUAUGCCUGAUACGCUACCUACACGCACCAGUAAUACCCAGCCAAUAACUGUAAAUACUAAACGUGGAUUACACACAUCCACGGGGAAUAUUAAAGGCCGUAUAGAUGAACACACCCAUCAUGACAAGAAUGCGGUUAAAGUCACUCAGGGGGUCCCGGUACAAAAAUACCACACCUAUUCUUCUAAACAGAGGACAGUUUCUUUAUCGAGUGCUCCUGAUCAUCCUUCUAAUGUACCUUACGUGCUCGAAGCAAGUCCUGUGACAGGGAAAAGGUCGAGUAGGGUACGUCAUGUAAGUGAUACUGAUGCUGGUAGUAAAGGGAACAUAUCAUCUCYAUUCCGUUUCCCUCAAGCUAACGCUAAGAAAGCAGAGGUGUAUAUACCUUCAUCUGCAGCCAUCUGUGCCAAACCUUAUCGGGUUGUUUCGAGUUGCUCGGAUACCAAACCACGCCCUAAACCCAUCACGGUCUCACAGGAGCUAAUGGCAGGACUUGAGGAUGACAAGAAUUCAAAGGCUGACAAUGAAUCCAUUCCUGAACAAGUUACUUCAACACCUUCUACUGAAGGAUUGAAAGUGUUAUCUUCUGUGGAAAGACUACCAUCUCCUGUGCAGGGUACUGACAGGACUACCAAUAGUCCCCUACCCCUCCCCCCUUCUCCUUUACCUGAGCAAAUGGAUGAGUUAGAUGUGGCUGACUUUCCUCCUCCUACUCCACUUUGUGAAUUUGAGUCAUCGACUGUCACACCCUCCCCGGACCAAAGCAUGAAUAAAACCAUUACUCCAUCUACUAAUGACAGAACAUUUGUAGCCGAACCGACCAAUCAGGGGACGCCAUUAGCGGCACCUAAAGUAUUUAGAGACAAUGUUUUACAGAAACGUAAUUCCAGGCUUCUUGAAGACUCGCUGGAUAGUUCGAGGAAGCCUGGGAAGGAAAUUCCCAAACUCGAUCCGUACGUGACCUACGAGACCGAAGACUUGAGAAUCACUUUUGUUUAGUAAGAAUAACAGAGUCCCUGAAUUGAAUCCGCUGUCUCAAAGAGGACAAGUCAGUUACAUCUUUGAGUUUGUUUUGCACUGAAAUUAUCAAGUUGAACAAGCACUCUAAAAGAAUUUUAGCUUAUUUCAAAUUGAUUUUGCAAUUGCUGCAUUUAAUUGUAUUUUCCAAAAACAGUUUUAUUUUUUUGAUCUUACAUAGAAAUUUUAAAUUAUUCAUUGAAUAUCAUUCCAAUAUUUAGCAUGCUUGAAAAUAUAUAUUGUAAUGUUGACAUAAUUAUAUGACUUAUUGCAGAGAAUCAAAGAUAAAACUGCAGGAAGUUGGUUGUGA
Molecule: messenger RNA, 5937 nt
Organism: Actinia tenebrosa (Australian red waratah sea anemone)
Lineage: Eukaryota; Metazoa; Cnidaria; Anthozoa; Actiniaria; Actiniidae
Product: regulator of G protein signaling 12
Biological process (GO): regulation of G protein-coupled receptor signaling pathway; signal transduction
Cellular component (GO): nucleus; cytoplasm; plasma membrane
Molecular function (GO): GTPase activator activity; protein binding
Source: RefSeq, a predicted model, not a curated record